AUGGUAUUACCGAUUGUGAUAGGACUAGGGGCCACAAUAGCUGCUUUGACCGCUAAGUCAACUAUUUCUGCAUACAGGAAGUACUUGUUAUUGACACCACAUAUGAUAGCGUCGUUGAACAAUAUUCGGUUGAAUUCGCCUACACCGACGACAGAAGGAGGAAAGCUUCACCCCCAUGACUCGAUACACCGGUUUUUGCGACAGAAGUACCCACGUACGGGAUUCAACGAUAAGAUGACGGAGCAAGAGGCGUUGAUGAUUAUGGGAAUCGAGGGAGAUGAGAUCAUGCACAUGGACAAAAAGCUACUUAAAGAGCGAUACAGGAAGUUGAUGGUGAUGAACCACCCGGACAAACAGGGAAGCCAGUACUUGAGCCAGAAGAUCAACCAGGCGAAGGAUAUUUUAGACAAGAGCUAUUUAUUUAAAAAAUGA
Debaryomyces hansenii CBS767 is the source of this 432-nucleotide messenger RNA. RefSeq names its product Mdj2p (gene MDJ2). Lineage: Eukaryota; Fungi; Ascomycota; Pichiomycetes; Serinales; Debaryomycetaceae. The record is from RefSeq and is a predicted model, not a curated record. Gene Ontology annotation, molecular function: ATPase activator activity. Gene Ontology annotation, biological process: protein import into mitochondrial matrix. Gene Ontology annotation, cellular component: PAM complex, Tim23 associated import motor. Bases 1 to 432 code for a protein of 143 amino acids. The transcript has a single exon.